This is a messenger RNA of Equus caballus (horse), 5660 nucleotides long. RefSeq names its product STEAP3 metalloreductase (gene STEAP3). The record is from RefSeq and is a predicted model, not a curated record. Lineage: Eukaryota; Metazoa; Chordata; Mammalia; Perissodactyla; Equidae. Gene Ontology annotation, molecular function: cupric reductase (NADH) activity; ferric-chelate reductase (NADPH) activity. Gene Ontology annotation, biological process: copper ion import. Gene Ontology annotation, cellular component: endosome; plasma membrane.
CAUGCGCAGCAGUGGAGGGCACGCAGGUCCCCCCUCAGGGAGCUGAUGGUCCAGCCGGGUGAUGAUGCAGAACACCCCCAGGCAGCAGAGGGAGAAGAGUCCAGGCUGCACGCAGGGAGUGGCCACAGCAGAGCCCAGGAAACGUGCAACCAGAGCAGUUCCGAGACGUGGGUUUGGGGGUAUCACGUUCACUGUUUUGCUUAAUCGUCAGAAGAGAGAGUAACCUGCCCGAGGUCACACUGCCACCCAUGGCUGCCCUGAAUCCACACCCAGGGCUGUUUAACUAGGUCCCCUGACGAACGCAGCUGCCUCUGAAUUCGGAGCCGGGAGAGGUGGUUGUGGGGCUCUGAGGGCUGGGAGGGGCCCAAAGCCUCGGGUGCGUCCUCCGGGAAGGGGGGUUUAGAUGGCCAGGAGGAUGUCAAGACUUGAGGUGGAGGUAACGGCAUUGGCAGACACGGGGACAUGGGGACAGCAGGGGCUGGAAGGAGGGGUGGCAGACGAUGGACUGAGUAGGGAAGGUCAGUGUGGACGUGCAGGCCUGCGCUGGACUCCGGGAGGUUCAAGAACACUCCCUCCCCAUGAGAGACAAGACAGGGCCACAGCAGGCGGAGAACCACGUGGGCCCUUUUCUGUUGCUAGAAAUAAGAGAGUAAAGCUGCCCGGAGCUGUGGUGUGUAUUCUGGUUGUCAAAUGCCCAGGGCUACUCAGAGCCGCCAUUUUCCGAGAUGGCCAGUUUUCAAACAAGUCGAAAACAAUUGAAGGUACUUGUCCUGAGACUGGACUUAGCGUAAUUUACCUCAAUGAUACCGAAGCCUCCAGACCUCCGGCCUCCCUUUGGGCUGUUGGUGUGGCCUCGGGGUGAACUGGAAAUGCCAUCAAUACAAGCAGGCACGUACCCGUCCAUGCUUUGCCCUUGUGACACUGCUGUCAUCUGUCUGUGGGUUCUUCUGUCUGUCUUUCUCCCCACCGUGGGCACUGACUAGCAGGUAAAGAUGGCCAGAAAGCCUUUGUUGGCACAAAAUGCUGAGAGAAUUAUCACUAAGCCAGUGACAGCCACAGUGAUUGCAAUAAAUUACCCCCAUAGCAAUUGAUAAAUUGCCACUUUCUGCAGCUAUUAUGUUUGGCUUUGUAUCCCAAAGAGUAAACGCACCUCCCUCUCUCUCUCUCUCUCUCUCACACACACACACACACACACCCCCAUGGUGAGGCAAUCUGCCCUACAUUGGAUGACACUUAUUCAUUUUAUGCAUCCUGAGUUCUGCUGGCUGUCCUGCCUCAGUUCCUGUAGCAAAGAGACUUGAGUCUGAGCCACUAAUGAUCCCCAGUGAGGUUUCCUCCCCAAACAGGAAGUAUCAGGCCAGCGCCGUGCUCUCACAGUGCACUCUGUAACCGAGCAUCAGUCACCACUCCCGGUCCCGUCCCUGCAGCCAGAAGCUGGAGUGUGGGCGGAGGGGGCGGCAGCCCAGCUCUCCAAACCCUUGGCAGGUCCCUCGCCCUUGGAAGAUCAGCCUGAGUCCUGACUUCAAACCCCAAGUCAGGCUGUCCACAGGUCGGAGGGAGACCCCAGCAACAAGGGGUGGCCCGGAUCCCACUGGGGUUGUCAAGGGACUCGACUUUCAGACCCUCACACCAGCCAGAUGUCCCACCAGCCUGUUGUUGCCACCAAAACAUCAGGAGAAAUGGACAAGCCGCUGAUCAGCCGCCGCCUGGUGGACAGUGAUGGCAGCCUUGCUGAAGCCCCCAGUGAGGCCCCUAAAGUGGGCAUCCUGGGCAGCGGGGACUUUGCCCGCUCCCUGGCCACGCGCCUGGUGGGCUCUGGCUUCGGUGUGGUGGUGGGGAGCCGCAACCCCAAACGCAUGGCCGGGCUGUUCCCCUCAGCAGCACAAGUGACUUUCCAGGAGGAGGCAGUGGGCUCCCCUGAGGUCAUCUUUGUGGCCAUGUUCCGGGAGCACUACUCCUCGCUGUGUAGUCUCAGCAGCCAGCUAGCCGGCAAGAUCCUGGUAGAUGUGAGCAAUCCCACAGAGCAGGAACACCUUCAGCACCGCGAGUCCAACGCCGAGUACCUGGCCUCCCUCUUCCCCACCUGCUCGGUGGUCAAGGCCUUCAAUGUCAUCUCUGCCUGGACCCUGCAGUCUGGCCCGAGGGAUGGGAACAGGCAGGUGCCCAUCUGCAGUGACCAGCCGGAAGCCAAGCGCACUGUCUCAGAGAUGGUACACGCCAUGGGCUUCACACCCGUGGACAUGGGGUCACUGGUCUCAGCCCGGGAGGUGGAGGCCAUGCCCCUGCGCCUCCUCCCGGGCUGGAAGGUGCCGGCCCUCCUGACCCUGGGGCUGUUGGUCUUCUUCUACGCCUACAACUUCGUCCGGGACGUGCUGCACCCCUACCUGCAGGAGGGCAAGAACAAGUUCUACAAGCUCCCGGUGUCCGUGGUCAACACGACGCUGCCGUGCGUGGCCUACGUGCUGCUGUCGCUGGUCUACCUGCCCGGCGUGCUGGCGGCCGCCCUGCAGCUGCGGCGCGGCACCAAGUACCGCCGCUUCCCGGACUGGCUGGACCACUGGCUGCAGCACCGCAAGCAGAUCGGCCUGCUCAGCUUCUUCUGCGCCGCGCUGCACGCGCUCUACAGCUUCUGCCUGCCGCUGCGCCGCUCGCACCGCUACGACCUGGUCAACCUCGCCGUGAAGCAGGUCUUGGCCAACAAGAGUCAUCUCUGGGUGGAGGAGGAGGUCUGGCGGAUGGAGAUUUACGUCUCGCUGGGAGUGCUGGCGCUCGGCACGCUGUCCCUGCUGGCCGUCACUUCGCUGCCGUCCAUUGCUAACUCGCUCAACUGGAGGGAGUUCAGCUUCGUGCAGUCCACCCUGGGCUUUGUGGCCCUGGUGCUGAGCACCCUGCACACGCUCACCUACGGCUGGACCCGCGCCUUUGAGGAGAGCCGCUACAAGUUCUACUUGCCUCCCACCUUCACGCUCACACUGCUGGUGCCCUGCGUCGUCAUCCUGGCCAGGGGCCUGUUCCUCCUGCCCUGCGUCAGCCGCAGACUCUCCAAGAUCCGGAGGGGCUGGGAGAAGGACGGCGCCAUCAAGUUCACGCUGCCCAUGGACCACACCCUGGCCCAGAAGACCAGCCACGUGUGAGGUGCCUGCGCCCGGCGCCGGAAACCAGACGGGGCAGGACGGUGCCCUGAGCCUGUCAGGGCUUCUUUUCUUGACCGUGCAGUGUGAUGAGAUUGUGCACAAACUGGCGGUUUGAGGUCCGAAUUCCUGGAACGCAAAUGUAUGUAGUAAUAUGCAGAAUGACACACACGUGCGUGUGAUGUAUAUGUUCCUAUAUAUUUCAUAUGUAUAACAGGAUUUGCAAUUAUAUUUACUUAGCUAAAAAGUUGAGUCCCUGAGAUUUCAACUGGUAGAUGUAAAAGCAAGUGCCAGAUGUCUGGAGAACAGCAGCUCGCACUGUCGUGACAUUUGCAGAGAUAUUCACAUGCUUUUUUGCACAGAGAAGGCAGUGAGAGGCUUGUACCUUGGUGGAUUCGAUCCAUGGGUGCCCCCCAACCCCUUUCUGCUCCUUUCCCAAGGCUUUUGCCAGGCUGGGACUCUGAGGUGGCAGGGCAGACAGCAACUCUGCCUGGAGCCCAAUGCGGGUGCACGGGGCUGAAGAGUCGCCGGUAAGCAGCGGCUGCGGCUCCUGCCUCGUCCACCUUCCCUGGCAGCAGGAUGUCAAGCUGGGGAGCAAGGGCACUGGGGGCCGAGCCUGGCGUCUGCGUGCUGAGAGCCCUCUGCCUGGCGUGGAGGGGGAGGGGGUGUGUGUUGGGGCUGAAACUGCUCCCCCAAUCCUCCCUGAGCUGGCGAGAUUUUUUCCUGAAAGUCAGAAGUCACCACAGCAGCUGCAAAUUGAUCCUCCUGUGGGAGUGUGAAGUCACCUCCUUGCCGGAGCCACUAAUGAACCCCAUCUUGAGAACGAGUGUAAUUUCUUUCCUUCCUUUAAGUUGGUGAUGACCAUUCUUUCGACCACUGUGCCUUCUCACCUUUUAGAUCAUUAGUUUGACUGUCUCCCAGGAAUGCCUAGAGCAGACCCUGUAAAAGUGAGUUCAAGUGGGAGGAGGACACACAAGAGCACGCGCAGUGUUGCAGCUGAGCCUUUCUCAGGACCAGCCCAGGGUGCUGAAGGACUGAUUGUCCUCAUUAAAUUGGUCCUAUGGAAAAACACCGGGGACCUCUUCAGAUGGCCUCUGCUGCCUCUGGACAGAGAACCUGCCUUGCGAGCGCCCAGAAAACCACUAUGGCUCCAAGUUCCUCCUAACAGAGGGUUACGUUUCAAAAGAGUCAGGAGAGUCUUUUCUGCCAAAGCUCCAGACUUGAAACGCUGCUGCCCCAAAGCACAAGAGGCUGGACCACAGCCAGGGCCACAGGACGCACGUCCUCGAAUCAUAUGCCAUCCCUCACUGAUUCGUACUGAAACUGACUUUACUUCUUCCCCUGCAGAGAAACAGCUGUUCGUGGCUGAGCCCCCAACCCCUGGCAGAACCAGGAGAUCUGCCAUCUCUGCUGAAAAAGCCCCUUUGAACACAAAGGCUGGGAGGUCCUGAUGGAAGACAUCAGUGAGAUGCACACUGACUCUACUGCAAAUGCUGGUCACACUUAUAUUUCUUAGGUCUCCUGAGCCGGAGGGCAUCUUAGGAUGGAACAAAGAGAGUCGAGCCGGCAAAGGCUGACCAGAUAAUGUUACAAGGAGAGGAUGCCCCUGCUCCCCCAGGAAGGCUUCAUGAGCUCAUGUCUGUGGAGCGCAUUAGGGUCCUUUAGUGAAAAGGAAAAAAAAAACCCAAGUGCAAGAAUAUCUCAUUAGGCCAGUGACUGAUGGAGGGGAGGCAGAGCAGGCACAACUGUCUGCUUCCUGCAGAUGUUUUCCAUUGGCUGCUCCAAGGCUGAGCAGCAGAAGCUUGUCUCCUAAAUUGGCCCUGAUGGAGCGGCAGCCAUGGCCCUCAGAGGCUCACUGAAAAGGAGGCGGGCAAAGCAGAGGUUUCAGCAUUUGCUUGGCAAAAUGAGGGCCCAUCAAUUUCCUGCUGAUAGGAAGCAGGGAGAACCUGGGCAACUGGCACACCACGCCCCCCCCCCCCCUACCUCCACCAAGGAUCGCUAACCCUAGACAGUAUUGGCUGCCUUCCUUCUCCGGCCCUCCCUGGGCCCAGAGAUGGUUCCUCAUACCAAAGAUGCUGACACAUGGCCGAGUCCAGUGUGCUCUCUCCCCUUCCCUGCCCACCUUCUGCUGUGGGUGCUCCUCAGGAGGGAAAGGAUUCCAAGGUGGGUGACAGGAGGGCACAAGCAGGUUCAGCAGAGGGCCUGGCCACCUACCAACCGGACAAUCAGCUCAUGAAAGUCAGGGUGGGCUGUGUGCUUGACCUUGAUCUUUGUCUGCCGCUGCUCUUCCCUACCUCACCCGGCCGCUGGCAACAGCAUCCCCAAGAGUAAAUUCCCUUAGAGCCUGGUAAGUUCUCCGUGCCUCUGGGUACAAAAGUGCCUGACCCAAGAUGCUCUGGAAAUCCUAAAUGCUGCGGUCCGAGGUUGACGUUUAAAAUCUAUGCUCAUGUUGAAAGAGUGUGUAUUUUGUUUUUACCUUGUAGAGCUUGUCUAAGAAGCAGCGAAAAUAAACACCUAACCUUCCGUGAA